GGACAAGCGACCGAAUCCCGAGAUGCAAGCGAUGACGGCGUCGCCUUGUUCAUACAACAGACUAGCAACGCGAACAACAAAACCGUCAAAAUGAGCUUAACUUAUGGACUCGGGGGCACUGGGUCUGCCCUCGCAGUGGUAGGAGCAUACAUGCUCUUUACUGGCAGUGGUGAAUCCUUUGACAUCGGGGCUACCAUUGAAGAGAUAUCACCUUUCGCGUGGGCCAGCUUGGGCAUUGCGCUAUGCAUUGGAUUGUCCGUUGUUGGAGCUGCUUGGGGCAUCUUCAUCACAGGUUCCUCCAUCCUUGGAGGUGGUGUUAAGGCUCCUCGAAUCCGGACCAAGAACUUGAUCUCAAUUAUCUUUUGUGAGGUCGUCGCCAUCUAUGGAGUCAUCAUGGCCAUCGUCUUCCAGGCCAAAAUCAACACCCUCGACCGCACCGGCUACUACUCUGCCAACGCGUACUUUACAGGUUAUGCUCUCUUCUGGUCAGGCCUGACCGUUGGCGCGUGUAACCUCAUAUGCGGCGUUGCUGUUGGAAUCAAUGGCAGUGGUGCUGCAUUGGCCGAUGCUGCGGACCCGACCUUGUUCGUCAAGAUUCUCGUCAUUGAGAUUUUCAGCUCUAUUCUCGGCCUCUUUGGACUCAUUAUUGGUCUCCUCACGUCGGGCAAGGCCAAUGACUUUGGAUCCAGUGGAUGAAAAACACGGGUAUUAGUCGUACUACUCGUUGGACCCGCCGUGUCGCUUCGGCAAUCUCAAAGGCGGGUUUGUCGCAGAGGUAUGUGACACAUGUGCGUUUAUACAACUAGUAUCUGCCUCCAUGUAAAAUAGCAGAAUAUCAUCACAUCGAGCGAGCCGCAUAAUUGUCGGCUUUGCCUUCAAAGCGGCGCAGGAGGGAAAUUGGGUUUUUGCAUCAGGAUACCUUGCCGGCAUAGGAAACACAUGGAAAGACACGUUAAAAGUAGACACGAUACAGUCUGCGCCUGUACAAAAUGACGUUAUCUAUUGGCCGGGCUCCCAGUCAUUGCAGGUGAAGAAUCAGUUGUUUCCGUGAAUGGCGCCCAUUAAUAAAGCAACUGCCUGCUCACCCUUCUUCAUCGGCCCAGCCCCGUUGGGGAGACAUAGGAGCGCGUUGGCAC
Molecule: messenger RNA, 1136 nt
Organism: Pyricularia oryzae 70-15
Lineage: Eukaryota; Fungi; Ascomycota; Sordariomycetes; Magnaporthales; Pyriculariaceae
Product: vacuolar ATP synthase proteolipid subunit
Exons: 5
Coding region: 91-696 (201 amino acids)
Biological process (GO): proton transmembrane transport
Cellular component (GO): proton-transporting V-type ATPase, V0 domain
Molecular function (GO): proton-transporting ATPase activity, rotational mechanism
Source: RefSeq, a predicted model, not a curated record